CAAAAGCAAGCAUGUCUCCGCCAGAGAGCUUGGGCGCUGCCGACUGUGCCGUGUUUGGAGUACUCACAGCUCUGGGGUACCUGGUGGGGCUCUACUUCUCCAUAGCUCAUCGCCGACGCCAGGUUGGAGCAGCUGCUGGAAGUGGCGGAGCUGCAACAGAAGUGUUCCUUGGAGGCCGCAGCCUCCCUGAGGCUGCUCUUACCGUGUCCCUUCUGGCCUCCAUUGUGAACGGAGUUACAGUGGUGGGCUUUCUGGGACACUUUUACGCACACGGAUUCCACCUGAUGUGGGUGUUGACUGGCAUACCGCUGGCGAUGAUCAUCACGUCGACUACUUUGGUGCCGCUACUCUACGACAUGAAGGCCGCCUCCAUUUUCCAGUUCCUACGCCUGCGCUUCGACAACAAAGUCGGCAUUACCGCCUGCAUCAUCUACUUCGUGUUAAGUCAAACAUUAGGAGCUGUGGGCAUCUACAGCGCCGCCAUUGGGAUUUCCACCAUGUUUUCCUUCCCACUGCUUUACGCCAAUAUUGCCAUCGGCCUCGCCGGGACAAUUUACACAGCGCUUGGAGGACUACGCAGUGUCGUGUGGGCGGACUGUGUUCAAGCACUAGUGAUGCUUGCGUCUCCUGCAAUCAUCAUUGGUAAAGUGAUAUACGACUCUGGCAGUGCAAGCCCACCGCUGAGGCCGAUGAGUGAUCUCAACGUAACAGAAUACAUACUUCGCACAAACGUGGACUUGACGAGCGAUGAGAACGUGUGGACUGCCUUGGCAGGUGCACUGCCUUACAGUCUUGCGCGAACGGGAUUUGACCAGAUGGCAGUUCAACGAUUCAUGGCGGCGAGGACUUUACGAGAAGCGAAAAGGAUUGUCAUCACCGGUGCUCUCUUCGUAUUAUCAUUCUUCGCACUCGCAGCAUUCGGCGCCCUUGCGAUAGUUUACUGGUACAGAGACUGCGAUCCAGUCCUCGCUGGUGUCAUCAGAAGCUUUGACCAGUGCUCCGGGGGUUAUUCCUGGCAGGACUGCUCGGGGCUUCGACAAGCACGGUGUCGUCAAUCGUCAACUCCCAUGCGGCCACAUUCUACAUCGACGUCGUCUCACCGUAUGUCAACAUGAGCGACAGGACAGCCGCGAACGUGAUGCGUCUUCUAGCAUUGGCAAGCGGCACCAUAAUGACCCUAUUUGCCAUCGCAGUACCAUUUCUUGGCACAGCUACAAGGCUGUUUGUUUCCUUGUACUCCUCGGCUUCGGGCCCAUUCUCCGGUCUGAUACUUCUCGCCAUCUCAUCUCCUUGGGUGAACGCGAAGGGCGCUGCGUGGGCAAGUAUUCUGGUCUGCGUACUACAGCUGUGGCAUGCGGUGGGAAGGAUGCUGUCGGCAGUCCCUCCACCUCCCGUGAUUACCGGAACGCUGGAGAGAUGCCCGUCGCUCUCCAACGACACCGGGGUGCUCGCUGGCUCUCGCAUCCUUGCUGAUGAACCACUGCAGUACGGACUCUACGUGUUCCCGCUGUACCGGCUGUCGUUCUUCUGGAUCACCUUCAUCGGAGCCCUCCUCACGAUCCUUUUAGGAACAGCGCUGAGUCUCGUUACAGGCG
Dermacentor albipictus is the source of this 1595-nucleotide messenger RNA. The record is from RefSeq and is a predicted model, not a curated record. NCBI's taxonomy places the organism in Eukaryota, Metazoa, Arthropoda, Arachnida, Ixodida, Ixodidae.